AUGAAUCUAAUUCUUAUUUUGGGCUGUUUAGUUUAAGCCUUUUUAAAUUUUCAGAAUCUUAUUUUAUAUUUCAAAUAUCUCAAAGUUAAUUAAUUAUACAGAAGCACAAUCAAUAUUGCUAAAGAAGCAAUUAUUAAUAGUUUUGAUUUAUUUAAUCAAUUUAAGCCCUUAAAAUCUGUAUGUAAAGUUUCAAGACUAAUAUGCAAAUAAUUUUUACUUAUGAUUACAAUAAUUACAUUCUUAUUUUAUAGUUUUUAAUUUAGUUAAGAAAAUAACAUUAUGAUUGGCUGGAUUCAUAUUGGGAUGUUUUGUACAAUUUUGGCAUCCAAUUUAUUGAUAGACUUGCUAGGAUAAAAAAGCAAAAAAAAGAAGAUUGAAGAAGAAAAAAAAGCAUCAAUUUAACCAUUUUUGAGGAUUUUAAGUAAAUUGAAAGGAUAAUUAUCAAUAUUAUAAAUGAGAAUUCCUUUCUUCCAAUCUUAUUAUAUUCAUAACACCUAAUAGGACUCAUCAUUAAAUGGUCCAUCAGCUUCACUUCGUACAUUAUAUUCUAAUUUAUUUAUGUUUUCACAAUAUUGA
Paramecium sonneborni is the source of this 576-nucleotide messenger RNA. The record is from the annotation of a GenBank genome assembly. Lineage: Eukaryota; Ciliophora; Oligohymenophorea; Peniculida; Parameciidae.